UCGGAAAGCGGCCGUGGGGGCCGGCUUCAAGAUGGCGGCGUAGCCCCGCCCCCUCCGGCCGCGGGCUCGGCCAUGGCGCGGCCGGGCGCCCCUCGCCACAAGGUUCUUUCUUCAGGAAGGCUAACAGGAACAGCCAAACCGACAAAUGGAAGAAAACAGAUUGGGUUAAGAAAAGCAUGCCAUUCUGAUGUGGACUCUGGAUAUUCUCUCUACUCGACUGACUCCGAGGAUCAGGUGGCAACUAUAAAUAAUGGGCUUGAUCGUUGUGCAGCUUUACUGCAGGGCAUCUUGCAAAAUGAGGCGACAGGAAAAGAAACUGUACGUCAGAAACCAGGGAGAGCAACUUCUGUUAAGGCUGCUUCUAGACCAUUAGUUACCAGAGGAAAUACCUCAAAAAGAAAAGGACUAAAGAAAAAUCUUCUUGCAGCCCCUGUGCAUAAAGAAGUUGUGCCAGGAUUAAAUAGGAAACUCACCUCAAGUGCCAGACCUGCUGAAAAAGAGGGAGAACUUUCCAGUGCAGUACAAAAUCAGUCUGUUCAACCAAUUCAUGUGCCUUUCAGUCAGCCCUCUCCUGCGAUGCAUCAAAAACUGUGUGAGCAUGUGCAAACUCAAAUGGCUCUAAUAACGGGUCAGGCUUCACAGAGCUGUAAUGGAAUUUCUGCAGUACCUCCUUGUCCCGUGUCAGAUCCUGGAUAUCAAAAUGUUACAGCUUUUAAUUAUCGCCUACCUACCUCAACACCAGCUCUGUCCCCACAGCAUUCAGCUAAUCCUUUGACUAUUCAGUCUGGCCUUCCUCCUGAUGGUUGCAACCAGUGUGCAUCGCAGGUAGGAGGUACUGUGUUUUUCCCAGGAGUUUCUGCAGCCGCUCCUACUGCACAGGUGCAGUCUGUCACCACUGGUCCUGGGAUGAUGCCUUGUGUACCUCCAGCCAUGUCAAAUAAUCCCCCAGCACCUCUGUUCCUUCCCUCGUCUGGUAAUGAGAUAUUGCCAAGCCAAGGAAACCAGGAGCAACGAGCAAAGGAGGCGGACUUGAUAAGAUGCAUACAAGCUCAUCUGGCUCUGUUACAGCCACAUGAGGCAGAAAAUAACAAGGGUGAUGAGAACCACCAGAAUCUUGGUCCAGCACCGUCCCAAAGCUUGGAUCCCAGAGAAGAGGAAACUGCUGCAGAAUACAGCGAGGGCACCACCAGUGAAGAAGAGGACUUGAAUAUGCUGGAUAUAGCACCAGUAAGAGAUACCAGCUGUCAGACAAGUUUUGAGAAGAAAGUUUUAAAACAUAAAAAAGCAAGCCCAGAAAAAACAGCCCAGAAAGUUAAAACAGUAAAAUAUCUUUUGGGAGAGCUCAAGGCACUGGUGGAAGAUCAAGAUGAUUCAGAAAUUUUGAGGCUGAUAAGUGAAAUCGAUGGCUGCGUCUCAUUGCUGCCAGCAGUAGUUGGAACUACAAAUGUACAAGCUGAAAUAGCACUUGCUUUACAGCCUCUCAGAAGUGAAAAUGCCCAGUUGCGGAGGAGAGUAAGGAUACUGAACCAGCAGCUCAGGGAACGAGAGCGAACUGAGAAGGAAUCCAGCCAGGAUUGCCACUUUGAAUGCAAGUACUAGUGGGCCUUGGAUAAUGUUUGGGGAAUCCAUAUAAAGAUUUUUAGUCAACUGAAGGAAUCUCUGAAGGGCCUCGAAUCACUUCAGAAUAAAAAUGAAGAACUCCUUAAAAUAAUAGAAAGCCAGAAAGAAGAAAACAAGCAGUUUGCAAAAGUUAUUCAAGAGAAAGACAAAGAAUUACUUGAAAAUAAGCAGCAGUUUGAUAUUCAAGCUACAAAGCUCAAAAUUGAAGUGGAUGAGGCAUUGGGAAAUGUGAAGAACUUCCAGUUUAAAUUGGAAGCCUCAGAGAAAGAAAAUCAGAUCCUGGGUAUAACGUUACGUCAGCGGGAUGCAGAAGUGAACAGACUGCGUGAACUGACCAGAACUUUGCAGGGCAGCAUGGCCAAGCUUCUCUCUGACCUCACCGUAGACAAUGUAAGACACCGACCGGGUAAAGGUCUUACCAAGUCUCUUCUGGAAAACUAUGAGAAACAGAUGCAAACUAACCCUUUCCCUGUGAGUACUUCAAUAAUGAGUUACCUUAAAAACUUAGAAACUGAUUGUGUUUGGAAAAAUGAGGAACCUCAGUUUUCACAUAAAAUUGGAGAAUUGGAAAUGCCACGGCUAGCCCAUGAAAAGCUUUCUGCUGAUGGAUCCCCUAAAAAAACUACAGUCUUUGGAGAGGAAAUACCAGCCCCAAGGGUUCUACCUCCCCUGUCAAAAGAAGAUGGUGAAACUAUUAGUGAUUCUGGGACUUUAAUAGAGGAAGAUCACAAGGUGGAUGAAACUAUUUAUAUUCCUUUGACCAGCAGUGCCUCUAAAAAACAGCCAUUAGUAACUGAAAAACGAAUUUGUACCCAACACCAAGUUAAUGCAGCUUCCAAGAAGUUGGACUACAGCUGUGGGCUCUCUGACUUCAAGAAGCAGAACGACUUUGGGAUUUUGGAUGAUGCAAAGAUUUUUGAUAAGUUCACUGGUGGUUACGAUUUGAAAAAGACUACAGAAAAUACAUCUGAGGCCACGAGGAAUACAGCCAGGCUGGAAGGAGAUCGGCUCCAACUAUGGCCAAAAGACAUAAUGAUUGGAGCUGCCAAAGGGCUUACAGAUGAGCCAGACAGACCUCAGUCUGACAAACACCCAUACGCUCCUAUGCCACACAAGAAAGAAAAUUUUCAGAAAACAGGCAGUGAAAUAUCUGCUGACUCUAGUUUUUCUGUUUUUGAUUGUAUGGCAGGGAAGUCUGAAUGGAGUGCAUCUUCCUUCUCAACAUUUACUUCACGAGAUGAAGAGGACUUCAAAAAUGGGUUAGCAGCCCUGGAUGCCAACAUAGCUAGAUUACAAAGGACUUUGCACAACAGUAUGCUGAAACAAUGACUGUGAGGAAACUAAACGGGCUGUACUGGUCCAGAUAAUUUUGCUACUUUUUUAAUAGUUUAAUUAGUACAGUUUUUGGAAUGUCUAUUUUUUUAUUGUGUUUUAUAUGCAAAUGGUUGGUACCUAACAGAGUUUAAAUUAUGUAUGGAACUUAAUUAAAUAAAUUAAGGUGCUAUGUUUCUUGUAAUCAGUGCAAAUAAUCUUAUUUAAUUGGAGGAACUUUACACUUUAAUAGUAAAGUGCUAUCUUGUCUCAUCACUGUAUGUGGUCGUUUUAAAGAAACUAACACUGUGUGGUGUUCUGAUGUGAACUUUUAUAUUAAAUGAUGGA
Messenger RNA from Alligator sinensis (Chinese alligator), 3279 nucleotides. RefSeq names its product coiled-coil domain containing 14 (gene CCDC14). The transcript has 13 exons. The record is from RefSeq and is a predicted model, not a curated record. Gene Ontology annotation, cellular component: centriolar satellite. Gene Ontology annotation, biological process: protein localization to centrosome. NCBI's taxonomy places the organism in Eukaryota, Metazoa, Chordata, Crocodylia, Alligatoridae.